Aspergillus piperis CBS 112811 is the source of this 1252-nucleotide messenger RNA. RefSeq lists its product as uncharacterized. The transcript has a single exon. NCBI's taxonomy places the organism in Eukaryota, Fungi, Ascomycota, Eurotiomycetes, Eurotiales, Aspergillaceae. Bases 95 to 790 code for a protein of 231 amino acids. The record is from RefSeq and is a predicted model, not a curated record.
UUUUUGGCGAUUAGGCUUUUACAUGCGUGGACGCCCUUGACGGUAAUCAUGUUAGCGAGCACUUUCGUGCUAUAAUAGACCCACACAGGCUUGCAUGGACCAUCAGUCUUUCACUCUGGGCGCAUCUGUUAUUGCGAGACCACACUCGCGGUCCAAGGGCGGGUCCUGCGGAGGUUACCACAUUGAAAUGAACCGGACUCCUGAGAAUGGAUACUCUUGUAUAACUCCAAGGCUAGUCAGUGACCUGCACACGGUGACUGUACUGGUGGAUAAGAAAAUACCGGAAGCAACCUGGAUGGGUAGUCCGGUCACAACAUGGCCGUUGUUAGCUAAACAGCGGAGAACAGAGAUACAGAUGAGUUAUCCCUCAACAGGGAACCUAUGUACAAACAGGCAUAUCGAGAAGAGAUGCAAAUGUUCCAAAGGGAGCUGCCAUUGGAGCAUGGAUCAAGGUAUACAGUCAACGCAAAAUACCCAACGCCAUGACUUGCGCUACUCGAACACGAGCCGAAAUGCCAUCAUCAAUCAUGAGCAACGACCCAUCGCAGCCAUACCCUCAACCGCGACGGGGUCCAUACCCUUUAAUCCCUUUCUUGCCUUAUAUCGCAAUCUCUCCUUCAGCCAGAAACCCCCAGCCUCGCAUAGUAGUGUACUCGCCCAACCCAGGCAAAUCACACAUAGAUGCCCAACCCACCAGGGAUCCAACCAAUCCAUUCGUAAGCCGACCGUCGACUCCGACUCAGGAAAAGCGACGCGAUCGGUAAUUAAGAAGUAUCAGUGGCAGCGAUAAAUCUACCGCUUGCGCUCGAAGUAGCUCGUGGACCCCAACACAGCCACAGACUGAUCCAUCACCCACUCGCCAACACCCAGGUAGUUAUCGAUCCACUUCUUGAAGUCCUUGUUAUCGGUGAUUUUGUCGGAGUUGAGACUGGGGCUGUGAAAGACCCCACGCGAUGCCCCCCAGGGUUUGGGGGAUGUGCGCGGGAUGAACUGAUUAGCUUACUGGUCGUCACAAAUAGGAUGCAUACGAUAGCGCAGUGACCAAAGAGGAAAAAAGAGGAAUGGGGUGUAGUAUUUACGUUAAUCCAGUCGAGCGCUUCACGCCAGCCAGGAAGGCAGAGACUAGAUUGCGAAAUAGGUCAGCUUUGAAAUCCAAACCCCAACUUAACCAACAAGAGAAGAUAGGAUAAGGGUGUACGUACUAAGAACCGCAUCGAAUGCGUAGUGGCUGAGACGUCCGAGCUGAAUGCAC